This is a messenger RNA of Piliocolobus tephrosceles (Ugandan red Colobus), 5849 nucleotides long. RefSeq names its product transient receptor potential cation channel subfamily C member 5 (gene TRPC5). Gene Ontology annotation, biological process: regulation of cytosolic calcium ion concentration; calcium ion transmembrane transport. Gene Ontology annotation, cellular component: plasma membrane; cation channel complex. Bases 925 to 3849 code for a protein of 974 amino acids. Lineage: Eukaryota; Metazoa; Chordata; Mammalia; Primates; Cercopithecidae. Gene Ontology annotation, molecular function: inositol 1,4,5 trisphosphate binding; store-operated calcium channel activity; protein binding. The transcript has 11 exons. The record is from RefSeq and is a predicted model, not a curated record.
ACCCCACAUCACAACCACGACGGGUUGUCCGCAGCUCGCAGCCACCCCAAAGGGAGGAAGAAAGAACAGGAGCAGAGGGAAGCCGGGCGCAGAAAGAAGGGAAAAGGAAGAGCUCAGGGUUGGACAUUUUUGGAGACAGGGGUGGAGAGGAGAAAGGGAGCGUGCCUCCUUGAUUUUCCCCUCCCCACCCCUCUUUGCUUUUCUCUCCCCUUCCCUGUAUAGCAUAUUCCAGAAACGGCAGCAGAAGGGGACAGAAACCUCUAGUGUAGGAAAGGGUUUUGGAGGGGUGGCUAGCGCUCCCGCCAGCCGCUACCUAACAGCUGGAGCUUGAGUGUGCGUGUAAGAGUGUGAAUGCGGCUCGCUCUCUCUCUUUUUCUCUCUCUCUCUCCCCUCUCUCUCCAUCCCUUCCUUUCUCCCUCCUUCUCCCUUUCCUUCACACUACAGUGUCAGCUACCCCUGUCAGUUUCCCUGUGUCAGUUUCUUCCCUAGCUCUUAUUGUGUGUGGCUGGCUGCGUGAAAGGAGUGGGUGCCCUUUAAGGGGCUCAGGUUGGGUUAGAGAGCUGGGAGAACAGGGCAGGGACAUUGGUAGAGCAAAGAGUUUCGGGGCACUGGCGAAGGUGAAAGGUGAGGAGGGCCGAUCUGUUACGGGGAAGUUUGGGAAUAACUGAGCAUCCAAAGGGGAAGUCAAGGUAGGAGCCAGUACUUGCGCUCGUCUUUACACCCCGCCCCUUUCCCUGUGCUUAUCCACCCACCCACCCGUCAGCCUAGAGGCCCCGGGCUGUCCCAGUCGGCUGCUGUUUGCGCGCCGCAAAAGAGGAGUCCGGCAAGGCGCCGCACCACGCAUCCUGGCCCACGGACACCCAGACGACACAGAUCUGAUCCGAAGAAACCACUUGGCUCAGGCUUUCUAAAUUGCUAUGAACCAUGGCCCAACUGUACUACAAAAAGGUCAACUACUCACCGUACAGAGACCGCAUCCCCCUGCAAAUUGUGAGGGCUGAGACAGAGCUCUCUGCGGAGGAGAAGGCCUUCCUCAAUGCUGUGGAGAAGGGGGACUAUGCCACUGUGAAGCAGGCCCUUCAGGAGGCUGAGAUCUACUAUAAUGUCAACAUCAACUGCAUGGACCCCCUGGGCCGGAGUGCCCUGCUCAUUGCCAUUGAGAAUGAGAACCUGGAGAUCAUGGAGCUACUGCUGAACCACAGUGUGUAUGUGGGUGAUGCAUUGCUCUAUGCCAUACGCAAGGAAGUGGUGGGCGCUGUGGAGCUUCUGCUCAGCUACAGGCGGCCCAGUGGAGAGAAGCAGGUCCCCACUCUGAUGAUGGACACACAGUUCUCUGAGUUCACACCGGACAUCACUCCCAUCAUGCUGGCUGCCCACACCAACAACUACGAAAUCAUCAAAUUGCUUGUCCAAAAACGGGUCACUAUCCCACGGCCCCACCAGAUCCGCUGCAACUGUGUGGAGUGUGUGUCUAGUUCAGAGGUAGACAGUCUGCGCCACUCUCGCUCCCGACUGAACAUCUAUAAGGCUUUGGCAAGCCCCUCGCUCAUUGCCUUAUCAAGUGAGGACCCCAUCCUAACUGCCUUCCGCCUGGGCUGGGAGCUCAAGGAGCUCAGCAAGGUGGAGAAUGAGUUCAAGGCCGAGUAUGAGGAGCUCUCUCAGCAGUGCAAGCUCUUUGCCAAAGACCUGCUGGACCAAGCUCGGAGCUCCAGGGAACUGGAGAUCAUCCUCAAUCAUCGAGAUGACCACAGUGAAGAGCUUGACCCUCAGAAGUACCAUGACCUGGCCAAGUUGAAGGUGGCAAUCAAAUACCACCAGAAAGAGUUUGUUGCUCAGCCCAACUGCCAACAGUUGCUUGCCACCCUGUGGUAUGACGGCUUCCCUGGAUGGCGGCGGAAACACUGGGUAGUCAAGCUUCUAACCUGCAUGACCAUUGGGUUCCUGUUUCCCAUGCUGUCUAUAGCCUACCUGAUCUCACCCAGGAGCAACCUUGGGCUGUUCAUCAAGAAACCCUUUAUCAAGUUUAUCUGCCACACAGCAUCCUAUUUGACCUUCCUCUUUAUGCUUCUCCUGGCUUCUCAGCACAUUGUCAGGACAGACCUUCAUGUACAGGGGCCUCCCCCAACUGUCGUGGAAUGGAUGAUAUUGCCUUGGGUUCUAGGUUUCAUUUGGGGUGAGAUUAAGGAAAUGUGGGAUGGUGGAUUUACUGAAUACAUCCAUGACUGGUGGAACCUGAUGGAUUUUGCAAUGAACUCCCUCUACCUGGCAACUAUUUCCUUGAAGAUUGUGGCCUAUGUCAAGUAUAAUGGUUCUCGUCCAAGGGAGGAAUGGGAAAUGUGGCACCCGACUCUGAUUGCAGAAGCACUCUUCGCGAUUUCCAACAUUUUAAGUUCGUUGCGUCUCAUAUCCCUGUUCACAGCCAACUCCCACUUAGGACCUCUGCAGAUCUCUUUGGGACGCAUGCUGCUUGAUAUCCUCAAAUUCCUCUUUAUCUACUGCCUGGUACUACUAGCUUUUGCCAAUGGACUGAACCAGCUUUACUUCUAUUAUGAAACCAGAGCUAUCGAUGAGCCUAACAACUGCAAGGGGAUCCGAUGUGAGAAACAGAACAAUGCCUUCUCCACGCUCUUUGAGACUCUUCAAUCACUCUUCUGGUCUGUAUUUGGCCUUUUAAAUCUAUAUGUCACCAAUGUGAAAGCCAGACACGAAUUCACCGAGUUUGUAGGAGCUACCAUGUUUGGAACAUACAACGUCAUCUCCCUGGUAGUGCUGCUGAACAUGCUGAUUGCUAUGAUGAACAACUCCUAUCAGCUUAUUGCCGAUCAUGCUGAUAUCGAGUGGAAGUUUGCAAGGACAAAGCUCUGGAUGAGUUACUUUGAUGAAGGUGGCACCUUGCCACCUCCUUUCAACAUCAUCCCCAGCCCCAAGUCAUUUCUAUACCUUGGUAACUGGUUCAACAACACCUUCUGCCCCAAAAGAGACCCUGAUGGUAGACGGAGAAGGCGCAACUUGAGAAGCUUCACAGAACGCAAUGCUGACAGCCUGAUACAAAAUCAACAUUAUCAGGAAGUUAUCAGGAAUUUAGUCAAAAGAUACGUGGCUGCUAUGAUAAGAAAUUCCAAAACAAAUGAGGGGCUAACAGAAGAAAAUUUUAAGGAAUUAAAGCAAGACAUCUCCAGCUUUCGGUAUGAAGUGCUUGACCUCUUGGGAAAUAGAAAACACCCAAGGAGAAGCUUUUCCACUAGCAGCACUGAACUCUCUCAGAGAGAUGAUACUAAUGAUGGCAGUGGUGGGGCUCGAGCCAAAUCCAAGAGUGUCUCUUUUAAUUUAGGCUGCAAGAAAAAGGCUUGCCAUGGGCCACCUCUCAUCAGAACCAUGCCAAGGUCCAGUGGUGCCCAAGGAAAGUCAAAAGCUGAGUCAUCAAGCAAACGCUCCUUCAUGGGUCCUUCUCUCAAGAAACUGGGUCUCCUGUUCUCCAAAUUUAAUGGUCAUAUGUCUGAACCCAGUUCAGAGCCAAUGUAUACAAUUUCUGAUGGAAUUGUUCAGCAGCACUGUAUGUGGCAGGACAUCAGAUAUUCUCAGAUGGAGAAAGGGAAAGCAGAGGCCUGUUCUCAAAGUGAAAUUAACCUCAGUGAGGUAGAAUUAGGUGAAGUCCAGGGCGCUGCUCAGAGCAGUGAAUGCCCUCUAGCCUGUUCCAGCUCUCUUCACUGUGCAUCCAGCAUCUGCUCCUCAAAUUCUAAACUUUUAGACUCCUCAGAGGAUGUAUUUGAAACUUGGGGAGAGGCUUGUGACUUGCUCAUGCACAAAUGGGGUGAUGGACAGGAAGAACAAGUUACAACUCGCCUCUAAGUCAAGCCCUAAUCAUCUGUUCUGGAACUCAACAGAAAUUUGUAAUUUCCUUGCUCUCAGAGAUGACACAGAAUAUGAUUCCCUCACUGCCCCUGCCCCCAAGAAAGGACAGUGAAACUCCUAUUAUUUGCACCAUCUUUUAUAGCCACAUUCUCCAUUUUUGUUGUUUUAUUAUUACUUUCAUUAUUAUUUGCCUUUUCAAUACCUGUACACACUAAGUCCAUCUUACAACCAACUGAAGGGGUGUUGCACCUAAUCAGCAGAGGUGCAGUUGGGUGCUUAACCCUUUUGAUUUGCUUUUCUCACCCAUGCUUCCUUGAAGCCCCAGGUGCCACUUUGCUACUCUUGCUGCUACACAGAUUCCUGACCAUCCUCAGGAUCUCAUGCCAUCUUCCCACAGAGCUGAGGGAUGUGGUCAGCAGUCCCCACCAGCUAUCAGAUAAGGCAAACUACCCUGCCCAUCUUUGUUGCCAUUCAGUGCUACACGCUGCCCAUGCUGGGUCAAUGAACAGCAUCAAAGGGAGGCUGAAGAGAUUCCAAAGAAUUGUCAGCUUGUGGUUUCUAGGUAUUAGUGGCUUGUUUCGUUCUUAAAUACUACAACUUCUUAUUGUGAGGGCUGUUGAAUUUUCUUGUUUCUUAAAGAUGUGUUAGUUUCCUAAUGUGUGCCAAUGAAAUAUUUGCCCCAUAGUAUAUGUCAUAUCUAAUAAGUUAGGUGAAUUAUUUUUCUGUGUUUGUGUGUUUCAGUUAACUUACUACAUUUUAAAAUUUGAUAGUAUCAAAAUUAGUAUUUAGAAUUUGUGCUGUUUUUUAAAAACGUCUACUACACUCUAACCAAUAGUCACUACAUCUCAUACAUUGGCAAGAUAAAUAGUUGUCAUAUUUGUCGGGUCCUACUCUACUGUUGAUAGUUUUAAUUAUCAUUGCUAUCAAAGAAUUUCUAAGAUAAAAGCCUGAAUUUGAAAUAUUUUUAUCAGAAAAAAAUGGCAUAUUGCUGAAGUGUCAAAUAUGAGAAAAGAGCAUCUUCAUUUUAAUUAAUUGCUUUAUAAAAAUGGCAAUUCUAGGUAUAGAUAACCUAAUUCAGGUUGCAGUUUUAAUACUCAUUGGGGGCAGUGGAAUUGCAGGUGUAAAUUAUGUUAGCUAUAUAACAUAACCACCCUAGUGGAUUCAUGGAAUUAUAAACGUGAUCCAAAUUCUACUGUCUUCCAAGGAAGCUACAUUUAUACAUCAAACAAAUUCUUUUCCACAGCUUAAGAGUACCUCAUCAGAAUACAGUGGUCCAAGUUAAAAAAUAAAGUCCAUAAUGCAUAUGGUCAUCAUUUUAGACCUAAUAACCACUGAGAACCUGCUGAGCAAGGACGGUUUUUACCAACAUUAGCACAAAGGUUCCCUCAAUUUAGACUCUAACAUAUGACCUGAAACAACUCUAGGUCUGAGUCCUAGAGAUUAUAUUAAUAGUGUGUAGCCCAGAAAAGUAAAAUAGUUAGGUGUCACCCUGUUUUUUUUAAAUGUCAACACCAAUAGGAAUCCAUUUAGAUUAAUGUAUGUAAACAUACAAGUAAGAGAAAUGAGGAAAUUUUCAAACUCUGCAAAUACGCCUCCAAACUAGCUUUUGAUAGUAUGGUUUCUGUUAUUUGAAUGGAUUCCCAUCUCUGUCUCUAGCCUGGAGAAGAGCAAAAUGGAGGGGGAGGGGCCAGAAACAGGAGGUUUUGAAGAAUAAAGCCUCAGAUCCAGAGAAAAGUGAUCAAGUGAAAAAGCUGCGUCAAGACCCAUUUGGCAAGAGGUUGUCCGAAAAUAAUUCCUUGAUCAUAUCUGAAGUGGUUAUUUCCUCAAAUCAAUUUCUGCCCUGCUUCACGGAGACUGUCAUAAAUGGACUUGACAUUUAAUAACAGGUUACUUUCCAGAAAGGUUUCUAAACUUACAGAUUCAGCUUUCCAAAUUGUCAAAUUCACUUUGAAUAAUAAUAGAACCUGGGCUACAUUCCUAACUCAUAUUAACAGCAC